Varanus komodoensis (Komodo dragon) is the source of this 7326-nucleotide messenger RNA. It is a transcript of the gene SMG5, whose product is annotated as SMG5 nonsense mediated mRNA decay factor. The transcript is spliced from 22 exons. Gene Ontology annotation, cellular component: telomerase holoenzyme complex. Gene Ontology annotation, molecular function: telomerase RNA binding; telomeric repeat DNA binding; protein binding. The record is from RefSeq and is a predicted model, not a curated record. Gene Ontology annotation, biological process: nuclear-transcribed mRNA catabolic process, nonsense-mediated decay. The coding region runs from base 87 to 3248 and encodes 1053 amino acids. NCBI's taxonomy places the organism in Eukaryota, Metazoa, Chordata, Lepidosauria, Squamata, Varanidae.
CAGCAGAGGCGACCGGCGCGGCGUUGCGGGGCCUGGAGCGGCGACCGGGGGUGCUGAAGGAGCCUCGGGGCCGCCAAGGCAGCGCCAUGAGCCAGGGCAGCGGCGGCGGCGGCGGGGAGCCGGAGGCCAAGGCCCUCCACACCAAGAGGCUCUACCGAGCAGUGGUAGAAGCCGUGCAUCGCCUGGACCUCAUUCUUGGAAAUAAGCCGGCUUAUCAAGAAGUGUUCAAACCGGAGAACAUCAGCCUGCGAAACAAGUUACGUGAACUGUGUGUAAAGCUGAUGUUCUUGCACCCAGUGGAUUAUGGGAGAAAAGCAGAGGAAUUGCUGUGGAGGAAAGUUUACUAUGAAGUCAUCCAGCUCAUUAAAACGAACAAAAAGCACAUUCACAGCCAUAGCACGCUGGAGUGUGCCUACCGAACUCACCUCGUCGCCGGCAUUGGGUUUUACCAGCACCUUCUUCUCUACGUCCAGUCUCACUACCAGCUGGAACUUCAGUGCUGUAUUGACUGGACACACGUGACAGAUCCUCUGAUGGGCUGCAAGAAGCCCGUCUCUGCGUCGGAGAAGGAGAUGGAGUGGGCGCAGAUGGCCUGCCACCGGUGCCUGGUUUACCUGGGGGAUUUGGCCCGGUACCAGAACGAACUCGCUGGAGUGGACACAGAAUUGCUGGCUGAGCGGUUUUACUACCAAGCCCUUUCUGUUGCACCGCAGAUCGGUAUGCCUUUUAACCAGCUUGGGACACUGGCUGGGAGCAAAUACUACAGUGUGGAAGCCACCUACUGCUACUUGCGCUGUAUCCAGUCCGAAGUGUCCUUCGAAGGUGCUUACGGGAACCUCAAACGUUUGUAUGAUAAGGCUGCCAAAAUGUAUCACCAGCUGAAGAAAUGUGAAACCAGGAAACUCUCGCCGAGUAAAAAGAGGUGCAAAGACAUUAAAAGGCUACUGGUGAGCUUCUUGUACUUGCAGACGCUCCUUCAGCCCAAGAGCAGUUCUGUGGACUCCGAGCUGACGUCUCUCUGCCAGUCGGUCCUGGAGGAUUUCAACCUCUGCCUCUUCUACUUGCCCUCUCCACCUAACACGAGCUCUGCCAACGAGGAUGAAGAGGAAUACGAGAAUGGCUACUCCUUCCUGCCAGACCUUCUGAUCUUCCGGAUGGUCGUUGUCUGCCUGAUGAGCGUCCACAGCCUCAAAAGGGCAGGCUCCAAGCAGUACAGUGCAGCCAUUGCGUUUACACUGGCCCUCUUCUCUCAUCUCAUCAACCACGUCAACAUUCGCCUGCAGGCGGAGUUGGAAGAAGGCGAGAACGCAGUUCCAGCCUUCCAGAAUGAUGGCACAGAGGAUCCUGAGGGCCGGGAACCAUUGAACUCUGUGGAGAGAGACGCUGAGGCCAACCUGGCCAACCACCGUCCUGCCGAGGAGCAGAAGAAGAGCGAGAGCAAGAAAGGCAAGAAGUACUCGCGCCUCUCCUGCCUGCGCCGCCGCCGCCACGCUCAGAAGGGGGACGAAAGCGACCUGAGCGAGGGCUUUGACUCUGACUCCAGCCCGGGCUCCACCAAGGGGAGCGACGGGUCCGAGAGCGGCUCGGAGAAGAGUGGUGAGGAGGCCGAGGCGGCAUUCGAUGUGGAGACCGACUCGGACAUGAACAGCCAGGAGUCCCGCUCGGACCUGGAGGACAUGGAGGGCGAGGUGGACGCCGAGGGAGGGGGGCAGUCGCGGAGCAUGAAGAAUGGUGCCAGGGAGGCCCUGGACGCGGCAGAAGGCGAGGGCGGGCAGCCCGCGGACGUGCAGAGCCCCGGCGUCGCCAAAGCUGAGGCAGCCCUGGAGCCCGUCGCCAACGGGCCGGGCUCCUUGGGCCCCAGCGACGCCAGCAUAGCCAGCAACCUCCAGGCCAUGUCCACACAGCUCUUCCAGACCAAGCGCUGCUUCCGGCUGGCUCCCACGUUCAGCAACGUCCUCCUCAAGCCGAACUGCGAGCUGCCUGCCCCGAAGGAGGAUGCGGGCGACAAGCCCUGUGUGAAUGGGGACGUGGAGAAGGCCAGCGCGGCUGCCGAGCAAGAUGACGUUUCUGAGUCGGAGGAGAGCCUCUCGAGCAGCAAAUCCUGCCGGAAUGAGCGUUCCCUCCAGGAGAGGCUGGAAAUCCUUGCCAGCGAGGGAUUGCUGCCCACCGUGAAGGUGUUCCUGGACUGGCUGAGGACCAACACGGACCUCAUCAUCAUGUGUGCGCAGAGUUCUCAGAGUUUAUGGAACAGACUUUCUGUCCUUCUGAACCUGCUUCCUUCCGCUGGAGACCUGCAGGACUCCGGGCUGUUUCUCUGCACCGAGGUAAAGAGCAUGCUGCCAGGAUGUGACCUUCCAGACCCGAGCCCCUGCUUGCUUCUCCCCGAAGACGUGGCCCUCCGCAACCUUCCCCCAUUAAAGAACGCACACAAGAAGUUUAACUUCGAGCAGGACCGGCCUGCCCUCACGGAAGUGGAAGAGUCCGUGGUCCGCAUCUGCUGCAUCCGGAGCUUCGGCCACUUCAUCACCCACCUGCAAGGCAGCAUCCUGCAGUUCAACUCCGAGGUCGGGAUCUUCAUCAGCAUCGCUCCGUCGGAGCAGGACGGCCUGCUGCAGCAGGCGCAGGCACAGCUCCGCAUGGCUGCUGAGGAAGCUCGCCGGAACAGGCUCAUGAGGGACAUGGCCCAGCUCCGGCUGCAGCUGGAGGUGUCGCAGCUGGAGGGCAGCCUCCAGCAGCCCAGAGCACAGUGCGUGAUGUCCCCCUACCUGGUCCCCGAUACCCAGGCCCUCUGCCAGCACCUCUGCACCAUCCGGCAGCUGGCCGCCAGCGGGAGGUUCAUCGUCAUCAUCCCGCGGACAGUGAUUGAUGGCUUAGACUUCCUGAAGAAGGAGAACGCAGGUGCCCGAGACAGCAUCCGAUACUUGGAGGCAGAAUUUAAAAAGGGAAACAGAUAUAUUCGCUGCCAGAAAGAGGUUGGGAAGAGCUUUGAAAGGCAUAAGCUGAAGAGGCAAGACCUAGAUGCUUGGAACCUCUGUAAGAUCCUGGACAGCUGCAAACAGCUGACGGCCUCCCAGGGAGGCGGCGAAGACGACACCACCGGGAUGGUGACCAUAAUCACGGGCUUCCAGCUGGAGGACCUCAGUAAACUGUCGGCUCCCAUGCAGUCUGCAAUCCAGGCAGUAGGCAAUGCCAACGUUGAAAUAAAAAACGUCCUGGAAUUCUACAAGCAGUGGAAGGAAAUGGGCUGAGCAGAGAGAAGCCGCUGGGUUGGUUGAAGCUCUGUCUCCCCGUCUUUGGACGUGCCGCGUAGGAACGAGAGAAGUCAAACCACGGGAGAGAUUUGGACACAAGGCAGCAACCCGCGAAAACGCGCGAUGGGGCGUGUGCUCCAGACACAGACACAUCCCCCCCCGCCACCCCCUCCCUCUCACGGAACGGGCGGCGUCUGCCAUGGGGAGCGCAGCCGCCCGGCGAAGAGAUGCGUCUCGGCCAGACCCGGGGCGGCGGUCCCCCUUCUCCCGGCAGACGGGCGAGGCGAGGCGAGGCGAGGCUGGUCCGUGGGAGGGGCGCCGUUGGCCUCCAAAACGCUCACUUCGUUUCUCGUCUUCAGAAUCUGCAGGAAGCUCUGUGGCCUGCAUUUGAAGCGAAGCAAACGAAACGGGAAUCUGAACGCAUUUAGCCACUGCACCCACCUUGCAGCCGCAGACCUCCAAACAAGCCCGUGAUCCUGAGGGGAAGGGCCAGGAUUUUGAAGUGGCUCUGGGGGAAUCCGAUGGUGGGGAAGUGGGCGGCACCAUCCCUUCCCUUCCCUUCCCUUCCCUUCCCUUGUUCGUUAAUGCUUAGUGAUUUCCCCUUUUUCCUCCCUCUCCAGGGGCAGGGGUGGGUUUUUGUGGACCAUCAGACACCGGAGAGAUUUAAAGCUGGCAAGGAAACCGUGGUCCUGUUUAAGCAAAGCAACGCAGGCUUUGAGCAAGGUGGCUUGGAAUGAAAACCCUGGUUUAUUUCUUUGUCCCUUGUGGGAAGAUCUGGCUGGGACCCCUGCCCCCAAUUUAUCCCUUUUUGUGCCUUACCUCUCUCUUCCUGUCCAAAUGGGUGGGGGGAAACCCCUUGUAUUCACGCUUUCCCUUUUUGCUUUUCCUGUGAAUUGUCGCGUCGUGUGAGCGGUGUCCCACACCCAGCUUAGGCCGCUUGAGCAGGGAGUGAAAACCCGCUCCUUUCUUUCCCUGGAAUUAAAUGAGUAUCUCUUUGUGCUGCACUGGCCCUGUUGCCACACUCCGGAAACAGGUAGCGGGGCAAAGGCUGCCCCUCUGCUGCUUCAGAUCAAUGCUUCUUCGUUAGGCGGGGAGAAAGCUUGGACUGGCGAGAGCCCUCUGCAGAGGCUCCCAUGGUGCGGCUGCGGGUUGGCGCCUCAGCCCUUCUGUUGGGAGGGUCAGGAGGAUGCCUUGCAGGAUAGGGUGAGGUGGAAGGGCCCCUGAAUGUUCUGUUUCCCUAGCGAAAACGCUGGUGCUUCCUCCUUACCUUUGGAAGGUCAGAGUCCGGAAUGGACAAGUCAGAUGCAACAGCCGCGGGUGCGGAACGCACCUCUGUGCCGGAGAGCCUGAAGGGAAACUGUCUGUGCUUGUCUCUGCAUAUCUCUGAUGCCCUCCAGUCCUCCGGUUUGCCAGUGCCAGUAUUUUAAUAAGUUCACCAGGAUAAGGAUUGAAAAGAGACGAGUAUUAGCAAGGCAUCCCUUCUCCAGGUUGAGUCGCUUCUCUGCCUGGGGGCCCCCUCUGGAGCCAGACCUCGUCUGCCCUACGUACUUUGAGCACCAGACUGGCCCUUCCUCCCCCCACCCCUCCCAGCGGCUUUGACACCCUCUAGGAAGGAAUGUGCUAACAGGGUUUGGAGUCCGUCUUCCCGUGCUUCCCGCGAGGAGCCCACCCAGCAUCCCAGUUCCUUCCAGCCGGGAAAGAGCGGAAGGGAGGCUUGCUGGCCAGGUGUGUGCCAUGUCACCCCAGCGCGUGGCCCCUCGCCUCGCUCGCUCCGGAAAUCAGCCGGACGCUCUGCAGUUUUGUGAGCCGUCCCACGUGUGCCCAUCUUGGACCCAGAGGGGAUUCCGUGCUUCGCACUCGCCUCGCUUUUCUCUCAAUCCCCUUAAUAUGCUCCUAAGCUUGGCUCUUCAUCCAAGAAUGGGAUUAAACCCGAACCUGCUAACAUUUUGCGCUGCCUUCUUGCCUGUUUUUCUAUCUCUCCACAUCUCAUACACAUCCCAGGCAAAACGGGGAAAGACUUCCAUUGUGUCCGCUGCUUUGGUGAUAGCCACUGCCGUCAGAUCAGGGGCCAGCAUGCUUCCGCUCUUUCCUUUUCCCUCUCCUUCUCAAGCUCCCCUCUGCCUCAGAAACCCGCAGCCGGCUCCCCCUUAAAGAAAGCCUUCCCCGCCCUGCACGCUUCUCCUGCUUCACCAAGGUGCUUGUGCCUCUGAGUUUCGCAGUGGAAUCUGGCCGCCCCGCCUUGAAAUGAGAGAGCAAGGAGAGCUAGCUACUUGGGGCGCAGUGGGAGGCCAAGCCGGCAGGAGCCAUGCUGGGGGAGCUGUGCAGGUGCGUUUUCAGGGUGUGCGGGUGAGCUUUGGCUUUGUGGGGGAGGCUGCAGGUGCUUGGAAUGAAUGUUGCGCAGAGCUGCACGUCCUCCCUUGAGUCUAUGGCCGGCUGUGAGCUGUUGGAUUUUUAUUUUUAUUUUCUUAAGACGUACGGGUGACCUGAGACCACUGCAACCCGAGGCAGAGGCUCGGCAGAUGAACUGCGGCGGCCCGCUUGGCAAACGCCUGGCGUAUGUGCCCCCGGCGUGUGCCUGGCCGCCUUGCCAUAACGGACGGGGAAAGGAAGGAAAGGCCUUCCUGCGCUUCGGGAGGGACGCAAGAAGAGCCGAGAUGUUUGCAGAGGGUUAGGCUGGGGUGGACCGGCCCCCAGAGGGCUUUCCUUGCUGUGGAGGCCACUCUGGUGGAGGCCCUCUGUGCCGUUCGGUAGACCUGUGCAUGAGACCCAGCUGGGUCUCUGGCUCCUUCAGCUGGGGAGGCGCCACUCCAAGCAGCGCUCUUGCUGAAACGGGAGGCCAGGGUAGCGCACGGAGUGGUCAGAUUUGGAGGCCUGCUCUGAGGAAAGAUGUCUGGGCCUGACUCCCAGUUUGAGAAACCUCCAUGCAGGAGGUCCGGAGGCUUGCUUGCAGGGUCUUUUGCAUCCCCUCCCCCCUCUCCUGGAGAGCCUCUUUGGCUGGCGAGUCACUAGCAGCAGAAGACCUGAAUGCCACCAAAUGCUCCGCUGGCAUUUUUGGCCACCUCUGUCAGUGUCCUUUCCAAGCAGCACUUGCUUCCGGACAUCCAGCUUUCGCUUUCGAAGCCAGAGUUGCUGGCUAGGACUGCCUGGUGAGCCAUGGGGGCUGGUGGGCAGGUCCGCUCCUAGAGAGCGCCCUUCUUCAUCCCGUCUGCCCGCCAGCCCCUUCUCUCCGGCGAUGUAGGCGUGGGUGUUGGUUGGAUUUAAAAAUGCCACUUCUCCUCCUGCCCCCAGUGGUGGAUGCUCUGCAGGAGCUCUCGUCUCGGGGAGUCCUGCCGCUUCUGGGCGUGGAGGCCUCCAGCCAAGCUGGGCACACCCGAGUGCCGGCACAUGGCGCGGAGGGGGUCGAAUCCACACCGGGAGGAUUUCCGGGCUGCCUAGUCAGUGAGGGGUCCUGGGCAGCUACUGAACUUGGCCUCAACAACUCUGGCCGUGAAGGGAAGGAAGGAGCCAGGUGGGAAAUCGGCUGAACUAUGCGUCUCUAUGUUGCUGCAAACGGGGCUUUUGCUGCAUUCUGCCAAUGAAGCCACCUAAUCUUGGCCCGUCUUGGGGGGCCGCGUGUGUCUCCCGGGAAGCACAGGAGCAGUAGCUUUGCUGGGGGCUCCAUUGACUUCCGGGAUGUGCCAAACGCCCUCCCUCCUCCUCUUUCCCUUCUUUCUGUUGAGGCGAGAUCCCGGGCUGUCCACGCGCUCGGGAAGCCGUGAGCGGUGUUGGUCCUUACAAAGACUCCAGGCCGCAGGUCCUGGGCUUGGCCGCAGAGGCCGCUUCUCGAAAGGUCAGAGUGCUCCGGGGGGGGGCAAAGGUGGGGGAGUUCACUGGGAUGCGAAUGUACAGCCCCAGAAGUGACCGGCCUGGCCUGGCACCAAGCCAGCUGCCAGCGGCGCUUUCGGGAGGCCUGGUGGAAGGUAUGAGGAGGAAGAGCGCUGCUUUGGCCCUGGACUUCACGGCGCACCUCCCCUCUGAUUUGAUCGGGACACGACGACUUGGCUUAAUAAAAACGCAAACUGUUUGUAAAUCUUUA